Molecule: messenger RNA, 1849 nt
Organism: Osmerus eperlanus (European smelt)
Lineage: Eukaryota; Metazoa; Chordata; Actinopteri; Osmeriformes; Osmeridae
Product: rab GTPase-activating protein 1-like
Exons: 9
Coding region: 460-1482 (340 amino acids)
Source: RefSeq, a predicted model, not a curated record
CUGACCGUGUGUGCUGCGAGUGUGUGUUCACCUAGCAAGUCGAGCUGUGUGAGUGUGUGCAUCGUGGGGAGUUCUACCUGCCUGUGGGAGCGUCUCUGUGUUUUUCACCUGUCUGAGUACACCUUUGGACCUGCUCUCUCUCACAGUGGAGUCAUCUCAGCUGUGUCUGCUGGACUUUACCCUCGUAUCCGUCGACUGCACCGACCCGCAGCUCCCUGAACAUCAACUCACUGCCUGAAACGUUCCUGGUCAUCUGUGAUCUCAGCAGAGUUGUUAGUGUGUGUCAGUGUUCCUGUGUUUGUGUGUGUGUCCGUGUUCUUCUGUGACUGCCAGUGCUCCUGAGUGUGUGUCAGUGUUAUUGUGUGUGUGGGUGUGUGUGUGUGUGUGCGUCUGUGUGUGUCAGUGCUCCUGUGUGUGUGUUUACCCACCUGUGGGCAGGGCUGUGAAAGGCUGGUCAGGAUGAUGGAGGAGGUGUCCAUCGCUGUGGCAUACGACGCUCACAUUGUCGACCAGAUGUCCGAGGAGGAGAUCCUGGCCUGCCUGGUGGCCAAAUCUAAACCCAAACAGACAGCUCCGGUGAAGAAAGCCAAGUUGAGAGCCAGCCAGCACUGGCCACAGAAGGAGGAUCCCAUAGACAGAUACCUUAGGGAGAACCAUGAGCUGCAGCAGGCCAGUCUACGUCUGGAGCAGGAGAACGACAGUCUUGCUCACAGACUUGUAACCAGUAAGAUCUCCCUGAGGAACGCUCUGGACCAGACAGAGGACCAAGUGGAUGAGAUCGCUAAAGAGCUGUUUAAAAGCAGAAAGCUUCUGCAGGAGACACAGGGAGAGAAGAGAGCGAAGGAGGAGGAAGCUGCCAUGCUGAAAGAGGUGUUCCAGAGGGAGCUGGAGAAAGCACAGCUGGAGGUCAUGAGGUCAUCAGGCAUCAUCACAGACUACAAACAGAUCUGUUCUCGGCUGACCAGCCAGCUGGAGAAACAGCAGUGUGCUGAGAGAGUUGAGCUGGAUGCCCUGAAGAGUGCUGUGCAGGCUUGUUCUUGUUGUACCCAGCUCCUCAACACAGACAUCAGACCCACAUCAUCAGACGGCACCGGUUCCACAGACACACUUACCCUACCUACCUCUGGUACUGUGCCACCAGACCAGCACACAUACUCAGGCAAGAGGCUGGACAAGGAGAAGGAGUCUCUCAGAGCCCAGGUUCAAGAGCUGGAGAAGGAGCUGGUCCAGACCAAGCUACAGAUGGUGGAGGCCACUUGCAGGAUCCAGGAGCUGGAGCAUCAGAGAGGAGUCCUCACCAGUGACCUCCAGGCAUCUAAGAAAAACUGGUUCAAUAAGACUCUCACUACCCUGAGGACAGCUGGCGGGGGGCUGCAGGGAGGCAGCGUACCCUGGGACGGAGACCUUUCCCUGGAAAAGACUCUCAACAGAGGCCCCCUGUCUGCCUGGAGCUCCAGGAGCACCAGGAGAUCGUUACACUAACCCUAACCUCUGAUUGUGGAACACUGUUAACGCCUUGAGACCCACAGGGUUGCCGACAGCCCAUGGAUUUUUAAGGGUUUUUUGUUAGUUGUGACCAGUGUAUGUCCUGUGGUUUGAUUUACAAAACCUUUUGUGUGCACUAGGGGGCAGUCUCACGUUGGGUUGCCUGCAAUGAAGGCACACGUAGCCAGGUACUUUGAACUGAGCUACUAUGGUUUCCUCUGUCAAUAACAUUAUGUUUGUUAAGACAAAAGUAAUGCACCCAAUGUUUGCACAGUAAAAAACAUCUAUAAGUGAAGGAAAAAUGUAUGUACAGUAUGUACUAUAUAGUAUAUUUACUUGAUGUAAAUAAAUAGGUUAAAAUCAC